This is a messenger RNA of Sphaeroforma arctica JP610, 880 nucleotides long. RefSeq lists its product as hypothetical. The annotation marks the transcript as partial. The record is from RefSeq and is a predicted model, not a curated record. The transcript has 5 exons. Lineage: Eukaryota; Ichthyosporea; Ichthyophonida.
AUUCAAAUUCGGUGCUAAACCCUCAGAAGACUCGGCGCGCACGGGAAGUGUUCCGCCACCGUUCCAAUUCGGAACGCCUGCCAGCACAUCGGCUACCGCACCACCCGCACCCGGACUUGCCCUGCCCUCGCCAUUUGGGGCCGGUAUGCCCCAAAUCUCACAGAAUCCCUUCGCCAAGCCUAAUACACAACAGGACAGCGAAGAAGAAGAUGUCGAUGGGGAAGAAGAAGAUAUUGAGGAUGAUGGCGAUGACCAGGAUGAACCGGAGAGUGGCGCUGUGGCGGCGCCCAUGGGUUUCGCGAGUACAGUGUCGAGUGCUGUGAAAAAGGAGGACGGCCCUCGAGUGGAGGAGAAGAAACCAUCCGCACCCAUGUUUUCAUUCAAAGGAAGCGUCCCUGCUAAAUCUGCGUUUCCAAGUAGCACGGCGGAGCCCAAAUUUGCAGGUUUCGGCUUGCCGCCACCCAAAGCAAAUGUAUCAAAUGGCCUGCAAACCCCACCUCCCGCAUCCGAUAACGUGGAUACGGAUAAGCCGUCUGACCAGUUUCUGGCAGAUGUGUACGCCCUCAACCAGGAGCUGCUGUCCCGGAUAAAGGAGGUAGCACCUGACGUUGUGGUGGACCUGACACCGCUAUGUGAGUCAUACUGUAAACAAUACAAAGAAUUACAAACCGCCGACAAGUCGUCAGCGAAGUCGCCCCCCACAGAAGCAAUCGCAGCGCCGCCAAUAUUCGCCUCCACGUCACCCGCACCAGCGCAGGCUAAUUCCAGAACAAGCUUCUUCACAAACGCCGCAGCAACGCCCAUGCUGCACCCUAACAUGCCCAAAGCCUUUGCAUCGUCUGUAGCACCUCUACAAACUGCCAAAGCACCAGCCAGGUGA